GCAACGGUGUUUGACAAAUCACCACUGAGGUGAAGUUAGUCUCAAUAAAAUGUAUCCUGUAUGCUUUCAGAGGUAAAAUGUUUUAAUUAAGCAUAGGUUAGCUGCCAUAUCUGGCUGUCGUCUGUUUUUUAGGCUAGACUGAGCUAAGCUAGCUUUAGCCAGACUGAUAUUUUGACAGCUAUCUUCUUCCAAUGAUGUCUUUUCAAGAGUCACCUCGGGCUGCUGCCGACGAAGAGGAGGCUUUCUACAUACAGUGCAGAGCCGCAUACCUAGCUGUGCUCAGAUCUAGUUUGACAAAUAUCGCUUCGAGACAGCAGUUAUGUCGUGUUCUCCAGCAGGCUGGUAGAAAUCCAUCCAACGCCACUCUCAAUAAAUACUGGACGCCAAGAACAUCUAAACUGAACUUUGAUGACUUCUGUGAGAUUCUCAAGUGUGAGAAGAAAACCGAGGAAAAUGAGCUGAUGAGAGCUUUCAAAAAGAUGGACGUGAAUGAUGACGGCCUCAUCACACAUAGUGAGCUGGAGAAAGCCCUUAGCACUAGAGGAGAGAAAAUGACCACUGAGGAGAUGAAUGCCAUUUUCACAUUAGCUGACAUCAACGAGGAUGGCAAAUUUGACUAUUCAAAAUUCUGCAGAUUGCUUGUGUCUACAGUGGAGCAGUGUCAAAUAGCUGCUUUGGAGAGGCUCGAGGCUGAUGCCAAGCUAAAGAGACAGAACUUUGGCAGCCAGUCAUACAGCCCUCCAAAACCCUCCGUGUCAUCGGCAUCAGCAGCAGCUCAAGCAGCAACUCAACCUCAGCCUCCAGAAACAGCGCGGGCAGAAUCAGACACUGCACUCAAGAAAGAUAGCCGAUCAUCUUCUCGCCCCUCUUCUGCUCGCAGUAGACGGUCGUCCCUGUCAAACUCGAUCACUAUGACAUCCAGCAGCACUAAGACCAACAAAACACCAGAGCCCUCUGGUUUACAGGAGUGGCAUCACAACUACAUGAAGGGAUGUUUCUUUCUGGAAGAUGAUGGGAGUAUCAGCUCACUGCAGUACCAGCUCCACCUGCCCCAGACAACCAGUGUCUAUCUAACCAUUCAACCACUCAGCCUCAGUCACAGACCUGAUAAACCUUCCUCCUGGACGACAGUGGACACAUCUCUUUUUGUCAUGUCAGCUGGUGAAACCAAAGAGGACUCAAUGUUUGUGUGUUUCACAGAGUCGAAAGACAAAGAAAGGUAUGUUUGGAAAGGAGAACUGAAUGCUGGGACUUACUACCUGCUUCCCUUCUCCAGUGGCUGCAGACUGAGGAAAAGGAGCAGAAAGAGCCUUUCUAAUAAACCUGUAGAGCUUGUCUACAAGACCGACACUGGAGAACUAGACCUCACCAGGGAGCUCAGGGAGGUGCUGUCUGACAUCUUUGAGGUGAUAGACUUGGAUGGGAAUGGUUUGCUCAGUCUGGAGGAGUACAACUUCUUUGAGCUGAGGACAAGUGGAGAAAAAUGUGACAAAGAUGCCUGGGCUGUCUGCAAAGAGAACUUUGAUAUGAGAAAGAACCAGCUGACAAGGCAGGGCUUCAUGGAGCUGAACCUGAUGGAGGCCACAGAGAAAGAUGGAGAUCCUGCUGACCUGUGGGUCACCCUAGAAGCAAUGGGCUACAACCGGAUGCUUGAGCUAGUGGAGGCUUGUCCAUUCCAGAUAGAUGUACACUGUGAAGGCACUCAGCCAUCUAUCCAGCCGCUCAGUAUGGACUCAGGGCCCAAGCUUCUGAACCAGGCCCUUCAGAAGUCCAUCACAGCUAGGACAGGGGCCAAAUCACUGAGAGGACACGACAGCAUCUUUAUCUACACCUACCGAGGAGAAAACAGGAUUUCCUCUGUCAUAGCCAACAAGUCCAACCAGAAAGUGACAGUCCAUGUGAACAAUGAGCAGAACAGGAACUGCAGCAGCAGUAGAGGCAUGAGUGUGUUCGCUGUAGAGGUGCCAGCCAGGACUAAGAUGGUGUGCCAACACGUCCUGCCCAUCAAUGAGAAACAGGAUUGGAUCUACAACUGUGUGGAGACUAUUCUGCCCAGCACGUAAAGCUGCACUCCCAUAAAUGAUCACAGCUCUUCUAGUGAUACAGAAUAGCUACAAGUGACAGUU
Messenger RNA from Scomber japonicus (chub mackerel), 2126 nucleotides. It is a transcript of the gene efcab7, whose product is annotated as EF-hand calcium binding domain 7. The transcript has 13 exons. The record is from RefSeq and is a predicted model, not a curated record. Gene Ontology annotation, molecular function: calcium ion binding. Lineage: Eukaryota; Metazoa; Chordata; Actinopteri; Scombriformes; Scombridae. The coding region runs from base 192 to 2063 and encodes 623 amino acids.